CCCGAAUCGUUACCAUACUAUACAUCGUAUAAAAGCACAUAGCGUACGCUCGCUGUACAUUUCGUGAUAUCUGGAACGCCACCAUUGUUUUUUCUCUAUUUCCGGGUUUGAAAUUUGAGAAAUAUUUAUCUUCUUUGCAACAAAACAAUAGUCUACUUACCACGGACAAUUAAACAGUAUUAGAAUAACUCUUUGCAUAAGCGCAACGUCAAGGAUAAUCAUGUUCGAAGCAGCAGUAUAUAGAUUCGUCAAAGCAGUUGGUGAAGAAUCACUUCACCAAGUGCCUGAUUUAGAUAAAUCAAAUCUUUGUAAACCACUGGCAAUUGUUGUAAAAAAGAACAAAAGAUGGUUCUGGCAAAAGGCCAAAUACAAGCCAUAUCCAUUUAGUUUAGAGCAAAUACUCACUGAAAAUGAUCACAUCCAACUACCCUGCUCAGUACGGAAGUAUGUAACUUAUAACAAAACGAGCUGCUUUUCUGCUAGUGGGAAAAUUGGUGCAUCGCUGAAGUCAAUCAUAGAAGCAGACAUAGAAGGUUCUGAUACAGUUCAGCUAGACGCAAAGUUUGGAGUUGUCAACAAAGUAGAACUCGCCAGUAUUGAUGAUCUUAUUCAGCUUCUUAAGAACAAACAUUUAGAUCUGAAACAUGAGUUUGUGAAACAGGUGAGGGAACAUCCACGCAAAGUUCUGUGUGUUAUCACUGGGGUUGCAGAGACAAGCCAGGAGUGUGAGCUGCAUGCACACAUGGACGUUGAUGCAAAAGAAGACUUCGAUGUUGACAAGCUGCAUCUAGAUGAGAGAACUGAAAUAAAGGACAAAACUGACAAGAAAUUUCUGCUGCCCAAAGGGACCCCCUUGGCAUACAAUGCUCUGGAGCUUUGGGUGGAGGCUGAUGGGGGACUCAAGCUUAUAAUAGACUCAGACUCCAGAGGAGGAUGGGGAGACAUAGAUGAAGUUGAUGCCACUUUGAAAGAUGAAGAUACAGCAACAAGCUUCAAAGGCAUCUUGGGUCUGAACUUGAAUGACCGAAAGGAAUUCACAUCAAAGAUUCAGGGGAUCUGUAAGGAUCCAAAGAUGAUCCAUCCUCUCUAUGUAUUGUUGAAAUCUGCUGUGAGAAAGUGCAAAGACAGUGAAGGUAAAACAAUAGAACUGAAAGCUGUUACAGACAAGUUAGGCACAGACAAUGACAACUGGAAAUAUGUUCUACUCAUGACAGGCUUUGAACUACAGUCAGAUAAUUGGUCCACAAUCACGUAUCCAACAGCUGAAUCAGAUAUGUUGAUGUCAUUUUUCUGCCUAAUGGAAGCUCUUGAUGAACUUGAAGAUGAACAAAUAAUUGCUUUUGCAGAACUGAACUCAGACCAGUCAGUUUCAUUGCUCUACUUGUUAGCAUGCAUCCUAGCCAAAAAGACAGUGAAGACAUCAGAUGAGGAGGUCAGCGUUCUGUACUCAGAGCCCAACACUGCCCAGGUGUUCCUGCAGAGCCUUGGGAUGCAGCAGAUGGAUGGCGCCACUGUUGUAGCUGGCAGUGAUAACACAAAUGAGAUACAGGGGGCUUAUAGGGCAGUAUUUGCUCUUUGGGGGUCUUAAACGAUGUUAUCAUAAUCAUAUCUUUGUCUCAUGUGGGUGUUAACAUUCCCAUGCCUUAUUUGGGUAUUAAUAUAUCCAUGUCUAAUUUUGAGUGUUAACAUAUCCAUGUUUUACGUGUCCACAUAUCCCUGUCUUAUGUGUGUGUUACCAUAUUCAUGCUGUAUUCUGGUUUUAACUUAUCCAUGUCUUAUAUGGGUAUUGAUAUAUCCAUGUCUUAUUUUGAGUGUUAACGUAUCCAUGUCUUAUAUGGGUCUUAACAUGUUGUGUGGUUCUGUUGCUCUUUAUUGAAACAUAUGAAGCAGUAUAUUUAUAUAAGUCUGUCCUUCACUGAUGCCUAAAACAUCAGAGCUCUGUUCAAGAAGAGAUUUUCAAGAUGGCCACUGAAUUUCAAAAUGGUCACCAUUUUUCAUAAAAAUUUGAUAAUUAAUAAUGAAAUGGUCCAAAUU
Owenia fusiformis is the source of this 2034-nucleotide messenger RNA. NCBI's taxonomy places the organism in Eukaryota, Metazoa, Annelida, Polychaeta, Sabellida, Oweniidae. The record is from the annotation of a GenBank genome assembly.